This is a messenger RNA of Lucilia sericata (common green bottle fly), 2105 nucleotides long. It is a transcript of the gene Uck, whose product is annotated as uridine-cytidine kinase. Lineage: Eukaryota; Metazoa; Arthropoda; Insecta; Diptera; Calliphoridae. Gene Ontology annotation, molecular function: kinase activity; ATP binding. Bases 174 to 1052 code for a protein of 292 amino acids. Gene Ontology annotation, cellular component: cytosol; cytoplasm. The transcript is spliced from 5 exons. The record is from RefSeq and is a predicted model, not a curated record.
UUAUUUUAUCUUAUUUCUUGUUUCAUCCACAAUUGCUUUGCAAAAGGCAUAUUGAUUACAUUAAAUAAAAUUAAUUUUUAAUUAAAUUUUUACUAAACUAAAACGUUUUUUCCCCCCUUAAAAAGUGAAAAUCAUUAAUAAACUUUUGUAAUUAAUAAUUGUGCACAAAAAUAAUGGAUGCGGAAAACGCCCAAACAUUAAAUUUGCCAAAUGGCGACGUUGUAAAAAAACCAUUUCUAAUUGGAGUUGCAGGCGGUACGGCCAGUGGUAAAUCGACAGUAUGCAAGAAAAUUAUGACCGAAUUGGGUCAAACCGAUAUGGAACAUGAUCAACGUCAGGUCGUGACCAUUAGUCAGGAUAGUUUCUAUCGUGAAUUGACUGCCGCCGAAAAGGCUAAAGCUUUUCAGGGCCUCUACAAUUUCGAUCAUCCCGAUGCUUUUAAUGAGCAGCUAAUGUUUGAAACAUUGCAAUCCAUAUUGAAGGGUGUUAAAGUGGAAAUUCCAGCCUAUGACUAUAGGACAAAUUCAUUAGAUUAUGAAAAUAAAUUGACUAUUUAUCCAGCUGACGUUGUGCUAUUUGAAGGCAUAUUAGUGUUUUACUUUCCCAAGAUAAGGGACUUGUUUCAUAUGAAAUUAUUUGUGGAUACUGAUUCCGAUACACGUUUAGCCAGGAGAGUGCCCCGUGAUAUCAAUGAAAGAGGACGUGAUUUGGAUGCGGUAUUAACCCAGUAUAUGACAUUUGUUAAGCCUGCUUUUGAAGAGUUUUGUUCACCGACUAAAAAAUUCGCCGAUGUUAUUAUACCCCGGGGAGCUGAUAAUACAGUUGCCAUUGAUUUGAUUGUUCAACAUAUAAGAGAUUUCCUCAACAAUCGUUCGUGUCAUGGUUCCACCAGCAACAUUCAAAUGGUCAUGAAUUUAGAUACACUUAAUGCAGGAGGUAAGACUACUAGUGGUAUUUUAAAGGCUAACACUUCUACUGUUCCUACUAUUAGUCCUACCAUAUCUAACAACACAACUAAUGCUAACCUGGGAUCCUUUUCUCGACCACACUGAUAAUAUCUGUAAAGUAAAAGCUUACUAUGCAAACAAUCAACACCACCACCAAAACCAGUCACCAGUUAAGAAAAAGCUCAAGAAAACGUCUAAAGACAACGACUUGGCGUAAAUGUUUCUUAUCGCCCGCCUCUCACUAACCAACCAACUAAACACCCAUUCACCAAAAUUUUUUAACAUUGCAUCACAACUUCAAUAUGCUAAUAACAAUUGCAACAAUGACCACAGCGUUUUGGCGUAUUUUUAAAAUGUUUAUAAAUGUGUGUUUCCUUUAAUAUGCAAAUUUUUCUAUAUUUUAAGAUGGAAAUUCGUAUCAAGCUAUACGAAGAUUUUCCACACUAUGCAAGGAAUUGACCAUACAAAGCAAUGUAUUUUUUGAAAAGAACAAAAAUCUAACACAACACUAAAAACGUAUGAGAAAACUAGAGGAGAGUGUAAAACACACACUUACGGAGGAAGACAACGAAAUACCUUUUUGUAAAGUAUGUGAUUACAAAGUAAAUAUCUAAACCUAAUAAUAUUUAAUAAUUUUUAUUUUAAAUAAUUAACCAGUUUGGUACAGACUUCAAAAAAUCAAUUUUUAAGGAAAAUUUCUUAUUUUCUUUUGAUAAUAUUCGAGUAUAAACUUCAUAUUUAAAUAUGAAAUUUCUAAUCAAAAAUUAAUGUAAGACAGAAGUUCGAAUUAAGUGCCAUAUAUUGAAUUUCAAAGUGCCAUAUUUCGAAUAGUAUUAAAUUGAAAAUGUUUUUUUUUUUUUUCAGUUUGCUAGAAGUCUGUACAAAGUUUUAAACAAGUAAUUUAGUAGUUUUAAUAUUUUGAACAAACUUUAUGAUCAUAAUUUCUUUUUAUAUAAAUAACCAAUUCGAUAAUUAUUUUAUUUUCCAUUAUUCUUAAAAGAAAUUGAUUAAAUAUUUUUAUUAAUUGAAAAGAUUUGAGAAAUAUACAUAUAUUGUAGUUUAGUUGUAGUUACAGUAAAUUUAUAACCAAAGAUUGUUGUUAACAACUUCGAUUUUAAAAAAAUUAUAUAUUUUCACUUUUAAAUAAAAACACAUUUU